AUGCUCUCCAAAAUUGCCGCUUACAUCAGAGGCCACGAAACGGUGCCUGGAGAGGCCAAGCUCCUGCGCAAGCUCGAUGCAGUGAUCCUCAGCUUCUGCUGUCUCUGUUAUUUCGUGAACUAUCUUGAUCGCACCAACCUGAAUAAUGCCUACGUCUCAGGGAUGCGGGAGGAGCUCGAUUUCCAAGGAAAUCAGCUAAAUCAGAUCAACACCAUCUUCACCGUCGGUUAUAUCGUAGGCCAGGUCCCGUCAAAUCUCGCCCUGACCUUCAUCAGUCCUCGACUGUUCUUCCCUGCCGUUAUGGUCAUCUGGGGCGGAUUGACUAUGAUCACGGCAGCGGUCUCCAAUCCGCAAGGUAUAAUGGCGAUCCGGUUUUUCCUGGGGCUGGCAGAGUCUAGCACCUUUGUCGGCACCCAUUACAUCCUGGGUUCCUGGUAUACGGAGAAAGAGCUGGGGAAGCGCAGCGGCAUCUUCACCGCGUCGGGCCUAGCAGGGACAAUGUUUGGAGGGUUCAUUCAGACGGGGAUCCAUUCAUCUAUGGACGGAAUGCAAGGGCUGUCCGGAUGGCGAUGGUUGUUCAUUAUUGACGGCCUGAUAACCAUCCCAAUUGCCAUAUACGGCUUCAUUGUUUUCCCCGACACGCCCACCACGACGAAAGCACGGUAUCUCACUGCAGAGGAGAAAGCUCUCGCCAUAGCACGAAUCCCUGAGUCUGGAACAGUCAAGGUACCUCUGAACUGGGCUUUCCUGAAGAGCGUGUUUCUCCAGUGGUACUGGUGGGCCUUUGUAGUACUGUGGAUUAUCGCCGGCGAGACCGAGUCAUUCUCGACGAAUGCACUGCUCGCUCUAUACCUACAGUCCCACCCGACAAACUCUUACACCGUCUCACAACUGAACAACUAUCCAACAGGCAUCCCGGCGGUGGGAAUAGUAUCGACCCUAUUUUGGGCUACGUUGACCGAUUUCAUGGGCGGCAAAAGGUACCUGGUCGGGUACUUUAUUGCCAUCACUGGAGUCGUCACCUCGGCAAUGAUUCUUACCUGCUUUGACUCCACGGCUACAGUAAUGGGCGCGUACUACUGGGCCGGCGCGGUGUACGCCUGUCAGGCCACGUUCUUUGCGUGGUGUAACGAUGCGAUGCGCUACAAGGACGAGCGGCUCCGAUCAGUGGUGAUUGCUUCCAUGAACAUGGGCAGCAACGCCGUCAACGCUUGGUGGAGUAUCCUUUUCUACUCGGCUGAUAUGGCGCCGAAGUUCACGAAAGGCAUGUGGGCGAUGAUAGCGGUGUCAAUCGCAUUGGCUUUCUGGACGAUGGGAAUAACAUUCCUGACGGUGCGAGAGGAGAAGAGACAGCCUGAUCGAGACGUGCGCGUCAUAGAUCUGCAUUUGCAAGAGAAGCACGUGUCAAUGAAAGCUUAG
Molecule: messenger RNA, 1419 nt
Organism: Aspergillus nidulans FGSC A4
Lineage: Eukaryota; Fungi; Ascomycota; Eurotiomycetes; Eurotiales; Aspergillaceae
Exons: 3
Coding region: 1-1419 (472 amino acids)
Biological process (GO): transmembrane transport
Cellular component (GO): plasma membrane
Molecular function (GO): transmembrane transporter activity
Source: RefSeq, a predicted model, not a curated record